GUUUGAACAUCACAUAUGGCUCGUAAAGGAAGAGGAAAAAGAGGGAAAACAGGUUCUGCCUCGAAUGGCAGUGACAUUCCAUCCUACACUGAAACGUCUAUUGCAGACAUUGAAACCCUAGAAAACAACUCUGAAGACGAAUUUUACAAACAACGAGAAACGGUUGACAUUAGCGUUUAUAGCAAUCGCAUCCAACAAGAUUCGGAUUCGGAACAAGAGGUGCUUGCAUUGGAAGGUGUUGAAUCGGAUAUAUCGAUGGAUUCAGAGAUUGAUGAAGAUGAAAAACUUCUUGAUCGACUUAAAUCAUUCAAUGGACGAUCUGCUCUUCAUUCGAUAUCAGGCGGAAACAGUGACGAUGACGAUACCCCAACCACUAAAAAGUCAAUCGAUGCAGCCAGUGGAAGUUGGGGAUCCUCUCGUAGAGCUUAUUACGAUGGUGACGAUGUCAGUGAAGAAGAAGAUGCCAAAGAAGAAGAACGAGAAGCACUUCGACUUCAACGUGAACAGAUGAAAACACUUGCCAAAGAUGAUUUUCUUGAUAGUUUUGAAAACUUGAUUAAAAGAAAACGUUUACAACAAGGCGGAGAAGACACACACCUGGAAAACAAGGCUAUAGAUGUUACGCAAUCCUAUUUGGAUGAUACACAUACCGAGCAAAUUAAACUAGAUGUGUCGAGAAUGUCGGAAGGUGAAAAGAUGAAACUGGCUAGAAACUCUAAUCCAGAAGUCGUGGCUUUGCUAAAGGAAUUCAAGACUACUUUAAAUGAGCUUGAAAGUGGAUCUGCCAUGUCUGAUGCCACAGGUUCCAACUCGGUCACUCAACUUGCAAGAUACUUGUACUUGACAAAUAUUGCCUUUUAUCUUGCACUUGCAGCCAAUUCUAAAACCAUGGAUUACAAAUCGCAUCCAGUUACUGAGCAAUUGGCUUUACUGCAAGAUAUUGUUGCAGCAACGGUGCCUGGUCUAAAUGGAUCCACUAGCAACGAAUCUGAUACUGAAUCCAGUAAUGCAGACGUUGAAGUUGAACAAGACGAAAGUGUUGAGGGCCAAAACGAGGAACAAGAAAAGCCAAACUACAAAAAACCACACACAUCCUUAAAGGAACGUCUUGUUCCCAACACAGAGGAUCAAGACUUUGAGAUCCCGGUUGAAUCCUAUUCCCAGAUAGUUGUUCCAAAAAUCAAAACCAAACGCAAGCGUCAUCUUGAUGACAGCAUUGAUACGCAUGAAGAUUUUGGUGAGGGUGUGGAGAUUGGCGAGGUUGAUUUAGCCGACAAAAUGAGUCGUAAAAAGUCGCUCAAGUUUAUUGUUAACCGUAUUGAACAAUCGGUUUCCAGCCUUCAAGAACCCAACCGAAAGAAAAAACUGGGUGGUGAUGAUGACAUUCCUAUGCGUGAUAUCAAGGCAAGUCAGCAAGCAGCACAAGACCGAGCCUUGAGAUUGAGUCAAAAAGACUCUGCACCAUUUGAAAGUCACUUUGGAUUGGAUUCCGACGAUUCCGACGUGUGUGAUAGACCGGACGCGGACGACCAAGAAAAAGAAUCUGAAGAUGACACACAAAUUGAUUUGGAAGGCAAACAAUUAUAUGAAGAAAUGGCUGCUCAGCAAAAGGAUUAUCGCGAUAAGCGAAACGCAUUGUUUGAAGUAUCUCAUGCCGAGAUGGAUGGUGAUGUGGAUACACUUGCUGAUGGAUCCAAACGAGGUGCAACAUGGAAGAUUCUUUCCAACAAGGGUCUUACUCCACAUCGUAAAAAGGAGAACCGCAAUCCACGUGUCAAGAAGCGUAUGAAGUAUGAACAAGCGAAAAAGAAGCUCUCAUCAGUGCGUCGUGUUGCUGUUGACAAGAGUAAACUUGGACACUAUGCUGGUGAAGCGACUGGUAUCAACAUCAACCGCAGCAGCAGUAUCCGCCUAAACUAA
Messenger RNA from Batrachochytrium dendrobatidis JAM81, 1920 nucleotides. Its product is annotated as rRNA-processing protein SAS10. Gene Ontology annotation, biological process: maturation of SSU-rRNA from tricistronic rRNA transcript (SSU-rRNA, 5.8S rRNA, LSU-rRNA). The coding region runs from base 16 to 1920 and encodes 634 amino acids. Gene Ontology annotation, cellular component: nucleolus; small-subunit processome. The transcript is spliced from 6 exons. NCBI's taxonomy places the organism in Eukaryota, Fungi, Chytridiomycota, Chytridiomycetes, Rhizophydiales. The record is from RefSeq and is a predicted model, not a curated record.